This is a messenger RNA of Cordyceps militaris CM01, 597 nucleotides long. Its product is annotated as Mog1/PsbP/DUF1795, alpha/beta/alpha sandwich. The record is from RefSeq and is a predicted model, not a curated record. Gene Ontology annotation, cellular component: nucleus. Bases 1 to 597 code for a protein of 198 amino acids. Gene Ontology annotation, biological process: protein import into nucleus. The transcript has 3 exons. Lineage: Eukaryota; Fungi; Ascomycota; Sordariomycetes; Hypocreales; Cordycipitaceae. Gene Ontology annotation, molecular function: guanyl-nucleotide exchange factor activity; small GTPase binding.
AUGCCAAGCUUCCUUAGCACUUCGUUGUACGGCGGUGCUGUGGUGUCUGAUCUUCCCGAGAAGUUUGCCGAUGUCAGUAAGCUACGACAGGUCCCAGACAACCAAGAAGUGUGGAUCGACGAGGAUGGCUUCACCAGUAUUAUUUUCGACAUGACCGAACGUGUAGGAGAGUCGGGUAGUGGCCCUGAGAUUGACGGCCGUGCCAUCACCACCCACCUCCAGGAAAUGGUUGGAUCCGACAUCGACAGCGUCAAGAUCUGGAAUACAGCAGAGACCGAGUUCAGUCGCCUGGAAUCAAAAUAUCCAGCCUAUACCCUUAUUGCGACGCAGACACCGAAAUCAAGCCAAUCCAGAGAUAGGUCAUCCACGCCCGACUUCACAGCGAUCAUUAUGACUCUUCUACGACUCGAAAAAUAUAAGACUGAUAUUCUUAUCACUAUCAAUGUGCCCCAUAUCAAAGGCGAGUAUAACGAAGAAGACGUAGACCUGGAACUAGGGAGACAAGGCAAGCUCAUAGGUGACGCUGUCGAAUACUCUGCACGCAUCUGGAAGUCAUUCAAGAUUAAGGAUUGGGAUCUUUUCGUUGUUGAGAAAUGA